AACUUGACCAAGAACACUUGUUAUCACCGGCUCAUAAGUAACUCAUCCAAAUCAUGCAUCCUACCUUUCGACUCGGUGUGCACAAACCACUCAUUCGCUUCAUUGGCAAGCGACAAUGGCCUUCGAAGCCAGAGCCACAACAUCCUCACCCCUUCGCACCUGCUGAGCUGAAGAAGGCAUUCUCGGACUUUGUGUCAAAGUUCCAGAGUUCUGGGGCACAAGCUGGGUUGAGCAGUACUCAACCUGCGACGUCGCAGCCUAAGUCGGGCCCGAACGUACAUGUUUACCAAGAAUUCUGGCAAGCACCAGAAAGGCUGUGGAAAUCUGACCUGAGCGAGGAAGAGGUCGAGCUGGCGAUGAGCGGCGGUGCUUCAAGAUACUGAACCGUUCCGCUCUAACGUACUGUACACCGAAUUAUUCAAUAACGUCUAUCUUACCUGAAUGAUGACACAAUAACGUUAAAGACCUCCCUCUUAUACAAGGUAUGAUAAGCCG
Messenger RNA from Somion occarium, 495 nucleotides. The record is from the annotation of a GenBank genome assembly. Lineage: Eukaryota; Fungi; Basidiomycota; Agaricomycetes; Polyporales; Cerrenaceae.